This is a messenger RNA of Trichoderma atroviride IMI 206040, 1017 nucleotides long. The record is from RefSeq and is a predicted model, not a curated record. Lineage: Eukaryota; Fungi; Ascomycota; Sordariomycetes; Hypocreales; Hypocreaceae.
AUGGCCAGAGGUCGAUCCGUCCCAGCAAGAGCAUCUCCAAAAGAAUCGCCCCCCAGAUCCGAUAAUGGCUACGACAAUAGCAAAUCCAUCACCGCAGCCAUCAUCCCAUCCCCAUCCAUCUCGCCCAUACCUUCAAACGGCUCCAUCAUCACCGCAAGACCCAAUUCCAAACUCCUCCGCAACGCAGAUGCUCUGGCGCGGAUGACAAUUGAGCUCAACGUCCGUGCCAUGGCCACCCAGACAGCGCGGCUGGAAAAGAAUCUGAGCGUCCUCAUGCUGCGCACAAAGGAGGACAAGGAGUUUCGGAAUACUCAUGAUGCGAGGGUGCAGAGCUUGGUGCAGGAGAUUCAGGCGGUGAAGCAGCGCAUGGAGGAAAUUCAGGGGCCGGAAUGGAACAGCAAAAGCAACAAUGACCUAGAGCAGUGUAAAAAGGAUAUGCAUGAAAUCAUCGGGGAGCUGAAGAAGGAAAUGAAAGAGGAAAUGAGUGAUUUGAAGGGCCGCGUUGGCAAUAUCUCUAGUACGCUGGGCAAGCUUCCCACAGUGGCAGAAGCAGAGGCCUUGAUAAGUCACACUCGGGUGACACGCUCUGCAUUGAAGCGCAAGAUGCAAGCAAAACCAGAUGCCGAGAAAUCACGCUCAGUGCCAAAGGAAGCUUACAGAUGUGUUACAAAAGCAGCAAAAACCAUCAAGCAACGUAUCGAAGACGCCAUCAGCUCAACCCGCCGUUGGAACCGCGAUCACAAGAGCACAAAGCUCAUAGACGCCGCCUUCAUUGCCAACUAUCUCAAGCAACAGUCGAAACGCGAUCCCCAGAUGGCAGUGUAUAUCCAAAAGGCCAUCCAGCGGCACGUCUAUCAUAGCGGCCGGCCCAGAUCCAAGACCCGGCCGAGGAAUCUUGAGCAGUUUUGCCAGACAUUGGUGUGGGAGGACGUUCUUGAUACGGUAAAAGAUGUUUUGGUUGAUAAUAGAGUUCAGACUGCCAAGGCUCUUGCACGAGAACUUAUUGCCCUGUUCUAG